Messenger RNA from Staurois parvus, 350 nucleotides. The record is from the annotation of a GenBank genome assembly. Lineage: Eukaryota; Metazoa; Chordata; Amphibia; Anura; Ranidae.
GGAGAGCGGAUAUAGUGAAUUCAGGGUCCGAGGAGAGCGGAUAUAGUGAAUGCAGGGCCCUGGGAGACCAGAUAUAGUGAAUGCAGGGUCUGGGGAGACCAGAUAUAGUGAAUGCGGGGUCCGGGGAGACCGGAUAUAGUGAAUGCAGGGUCCGGGGAGACCAGAUAUAUUGAAUGCAGGGUCCGGGGAGACCAGAUAUAGUGAAUGCAGGGUCCGGGGAGACCGGAUAUAGUGAAUGCAGGGUCUGGGGAGACCAGAUAUACUUUGUCUGUCUUUUGCCAGAAUCACUCUAUACGAGGAUCUACAGCUGCUUCUUCCAGAUGUUAUGGGGGGAACAGGCUGAACCUUGU